AUGGAAGAGGUCAUUGCAGGGCUGCAGAGGUUCACCUUCACCUUGGAGAAGGAUGUAGAGAUGCAAAAGGGGAUUGGACUCCUGCCUUUCCAGGGCAUGGACAAGUCGGGCUCAGCUGUGUGCAACUUCUUUGCUAAAGGGCUCUGUGAGAAAGGGAAGCUGUGCCCGUUCCGGCAUGACCGCGGGGUGAAGAUGGUAGUGUGUAAGCACUGGCUUCGUGGGCUGUGCAAGAAGGGUGACCAGUGCAAGUUUCUGCAUCAGUACGAUGUCACCAGGAUGCCCGAGUGUUACUUCUUCUCCAAGUUCGGUGAGUGCAGCAACAAGGGAUGUCACUUUCUUCACACGAACACAGCUUUCAAGACCCAGGACUGUCCUUGGUAUGACCAAGGUUUCUGCAAAGACGGUCCCCUGUGUAAAUACCGCCAUGUCCAUAAGACAAUGUGUAUUAACUACUUAGCUGGCUUCUGCCCCCAGGGACCCAAGUGCCAAUAUGCACAUCUGGGACCUGACAAUGACUUCGGCUGA
Artibeus jamaicensis (Jamaican fruit-eating bat) is the source of this 525-nucleotide messenger RNA. RefSeq names its product cleavage and polyadenylation specific factor 4 like (gene CPSF4L). The transcript has 6 exons. NCBI's taxonomy places the organism in Eukaryota, Metazoa, Chordata, Mammalia, Chiroptera, Phyllostomidae. The record is from RefSeq and is a predicted model, not a curated record. Gene Ontology annotation, cellular component: mRNA cleavage and polyadenylation specificity factor complex. Gene Ontology annotation, molecular function: RNA binding; metal ion binding. The coding region runs from base 1 to 525 and encodes 174 amino acids.